This is a messenger RNA of Phlebotomus argentipes, 626 nucleotides long. RefSeq lists its product as uncharacterized. The transcript is spliced from 4 exons. Bases 77 to 595 code for a protein of 172 amino acids. The record is from RefSeq and is a predicted model, not a curated record. Lineage: Eukaryota; Metazoa; Arthropoda; Insecta; Diptera; Psychodidae.
ACGCAGAGCGAGAUAAAUGGUAUCGAGAGACUUGGGAAAACUGUGAAUCUUUCUCCAGUUCGUCAAAGCCAUUCCAAUGCGUGAGGAUUUUGUACGGUGGCUUUUCGUGUUGGCAGUAGCCUUCCAAUGGAGAAAUGGGGCAGAAGCGCUCCGCUGCUACGCCUGCACGUACGUGUCCGGCCAGCAGAGCGACACCGUGUGCAUCGAUGACCCCGAAAAGGUGGAGGGUCAGCGGAUAGUGACAUGCGACAAGAAGUACUGCACAAUUAUGCGCCAGGAGCUGAAGGAUCCCGCCGGAAAAGUCAACAGCUUCGUCAGGGACUGCGUAGAGUCCCCGCAGUUUCUCAAUGACAUGAUCGAGGAUGCGACAUUUAAGACAUACUUUCGCUCUUGCAUGACUGAUCUAUGCAACGAUGGAGAUGGCAUAAGAAAUGGUGAUUCCAUUCUAAAUCCCGACGGCAAUGGACCCGGAGAAAAUCUUCUCGUCCCCGGCAUCACUGGAAAAGCCACUCUGACCCACAAAAUUCCUGCUUUUCUCACCCUCACACUGACGUUGUUCGUACAGUUCGUCCGUCGACUUCAAUAUUUUCAUUAAUGUGCAAAUAUAUAUUUCUCUUUCUCCCUGU